CUUUUCUUCUUCCGCGUUCUUCCCGUGUGGCACGGUGCGACGGCUGUGACUGGGAAGAAAGUAGAAACCCCCAAACCCUCCUCCCCUUCUCCGCGCACCACCUGCCGCCGGAAACCCUAGAUCUCCCCCGACCCAUGGAUCCGCAGCAGCCGGAGCCCGUCAGCUACCUCUGCGGAGACUGUGGAGCUGAGAACACCCUGAAGCCAGGAGAUGUCAUUCAGUGCCGUGAAUGUGGCUACCGCAUCCUCUACAAGAAGCGCACCCGCCGCAUUGUCCAAUAUGAAGCGCGCUGAAGACAAAAGGAGAAACAGAAUGCUGUUAGUCGUCCCUCUACCUAUGUAAUGAGCUUCCUGAGGGAAAUGGAAAUGUAAGACGCAAUGUUUGAAUGCUGUGUGCGUCCAUUGGACUCGAGAGAUAUUACAGUACUAUGAUUGGUGACGGGUCUUGUUGACUCUUGAGUGGUGCAGAUCUAAUGCAUGCAUUAUACCUGAAUUGUUCA
Panicum hallii is the source of this 499-nucleotide messenger RNA. Its product is annotated as DNA-directed RNA polymerases II, IV and V subunit 12. Gene Ontology annotation, biological process: DNA-templated transcription. Gene Ontology annotation, cellular component: RNA polymerase III complex; RNA polymerase I complex; RNA polymerase II, core complex. Bases 135 to 293 code for a protein of 52 amino acids. The record is from RefSeq and is a predicted model, not a curated record. Lineage: Eukaryota; Viridiplantae; Streptophyta; Magnoliopsida; Poales; Poaceae. The transcript is spliced from 3 exons. Gene Ontology annotation, molecular function: DNA binding; zinc ion binding; DNA-directed RNA polymerase activity.